AUGGCAGUCGACUCGAUCCCAGAUUUCCUUGCAGAGCAAAGAGAAAAAGCGCCAGAAGAUCUACAGCCCCUUAUUCUCGAUUUGGAGACAUUCUGGGAGCGCAAAUUGUGGCACCAGCUCACUGAUACGCUGGUUGAAUUCUUCAACAAGCCUGAGAGUGCAUCUCAGCGCCUUGCAUUCUAUAAGGUGUUCAUCCUGAAGUUCGCCGAUAAAAUCAACCAGCUCAAGCUGGUAGACCUCGCAUUGAAAGCAGCAACGCAGUGUAAGGAUGACCAAGAGCGUCUUUCGUUUUUCCUAUCUGUGGUGAAGAAAGUCGACAAUGAUACAUCCCAGGACGCUCUCGUAUUCGCUUCCGUUGCUGUGUCUCGCGUGAAGCUGAGCCUCAACAAGCUGGAUGAUGCACGACGAGACCUAGACGCAUCAGAGAAGAUACUCGACGGUUUCGAUUCGGUGGAGACAGUCGUCCACGCAGCAUUUUAUGAUGCCAACGCCAGCUAUUAUCAAAGGAAAAUGGAUUUUGCAAAUUACUAUAGGACUUCACUCCUCUACUUGGCGUGUAUCGAUUUGUCCUCGCUUUCGGAUGAAGAGCGCCACAGGCGAGCUUACUAUCUAAGUGUGGCGGCGUUAGUGUCAAGCAGCAUCUACAACUUUGGAGAGCUGCUGUUGCACCCGAUUCUCGAUUCCCUUGCCCAGAGUGAGGACGAUGCCUGGCUGCGCGAGCUGUUGUUCGCAUUUAACCGAGGAGAUCUUGUCGCGUUCGACGCUCUGUCCGACAACAUCGCAUCCAACAAGCUGCUUGACGAGCAUUCCACACACCUACGGCAGAAGAUUUAUCUCGCGGCUCUCACCGAAGCCGUCUUCCGGCGUCCUCCUCACGACCGCACAAUGACAUUCGCCACCAUUUCACAGGAGACAAACGUUCAGCAAAAGGAGAUUGAACAUCUAAUUAUGAAGGCUCUUAGUCUUGGUCUGCUUCGGGGGACAAUUGACCAAGUGGAUGAAAUUGCCCACAUUACGUGGGUACAACCCAAAGUCCUUGACAUGAAGCAAAUCGGCAACAUGCGUCAACGUCUCCUUGAUUGGGACUUCAACGUUAACCAGCUUGGUAAUUGGAUCGAGACUGCUGGAAAGGAUGUCUGGGCGGCAUAA
This is a messenger RNA of Pochonia chlamydosporia 170, 1149 nucleotides long. Its product is annotated as proteasome regulatory particle subunit (RpnI). The coding region runs from base 1 to 1149 and encodes 382 amino acids. The transcript is spliced from 3 exons. The record is from RefSeq and is a predicted model, not a curated record. Gene Ontology annotation, biological process: ubiquitin-dependent protein catabolic process. Gene Ontology annotation, cellular component: proteasome regulatory particle, lid subcomplex; nucleus; cytosol. Lineage: Eukaryota; Fungi; Ascomycota; Sordariomycetes; Hypocreales; Clavicipitaceae. Gene Ontology annotation, molecular function: structural molecule activity.